AUGUCAAAAUCUAAUUUACAAACUAUUAACGGAAGUUCAAAAUCAGAAAUUAUUAGACUAAACAUUUCGGAAAUCACAACAUUACAUCAGGAACAACGAACGGAAAGAAAUGUUAACAAUGAAACUGAAACAUACAGUCCAUCAGUUUCAUCAUUUGAUGAAAAUUUCAAUUGCGAUGAAAUGUUUAUUACUGCUGCUAGCAUCGAUGAUACACAUAUUGCUACUAAUUCAGCAUUUUCAAUUUCUAAUGAUAAUAAUUCAAACUACGAUCAGUUUGUUUCAAGCAUUCCAGCACGUAGCAUUUCACGUGUUAUCGAUGAGAAAAUACGUCAACGAAUUAAAAAUGUAUGUUUUGCACUUUUCUUUUCCUAA
Molecule: messenger RNA, 372 nt
Organism: Brugia pahangi
Lineage: Eukaryota; Metazoa; Nematoda; Chromadorea; Rhabditida; Onchocercidae
Source: the annotation of a GenBank genome assembly